Pomacea canaliculata is the source of this 4003-nucleotide messenger RNA. Its product is annotated as sex peptide receptor-like. Gene Ontology annotation, biological process: G protein-coupled receptor signaling pathway. Gene Ontology annotation, molecular function: G protein-coupled peptide receptor activity. The record is from RefSeq and is a predicted model, not a curated record. NCBI's taxonomy places the organism in Eukaryota, Metazoa, Mollusca, Gastropoda, Architaenioglossa, Ampullariidae. Gene Ontology annotation, cellular component: membrane.
GGUGUUUGCGCGUGCGUGCGCCGUCCCUGCUGUCACUGAUACAGAUGAACCUUGAGUCUUGUAAAAGAACCUUUCACACUACCCAGCGCUCUGUACAUGGAUUUCGCCAUUGAUCUAUCCGCCACAGCUGGGGUGAAGUCACCCUUCAAGCGUUUCGCUCUGGUACCGGGUGGUCGCGUGUAGUCGCGUGUGUGCGCGUGUGUGCGCGUGACCUCUCUCCACAAGCACGCGAACCCACCGAGGGCGCUACGUCACUGUGGUGGCUGCGUCGUGCCCACAACUGUGUUUUACUACUUGGCAACCACACCACAAGGAUGAACCGAUUCAUUUGAAUGAAGAACCAACUACACCGACAGUUUGUGUUAAUAUUUUAUAAGGCGUUUUCAGGAAGAAAAACACAAGAGCGGCACAGAUCAAAGGCCUCAGGUGUGGGCAGCUUACUGGUCACGUGGUGAAGUCACUUUGACGUGGGCUUGUGCUACAUAGGCGCGUGAGGACACGCACACGCAUGCCAACACCCUCGCAUGCAUGCAGGUUUAGGUUUCCCACUAGUGUCUGCAACAGCUGUUGGGGCACUUCCUGCUCCAGGACAAUCAGAUUUCGUGCAGAAGACUCCUUGAGGAGGAGUCAUUAUGGCCGGUCUGAUGGCUGCUAAUGUCACCGCUGGAAAUAACGGCAGCAUGGCCACUGGAGACAAGUGCCCAGAGGAGUCGGGUCCCUUCUCUUCCAUCAACAGACAUCUGGAAGCUUAUGCUAUGUGGUACUGGGGUAUUCACGGGUACCUGAGUGUGGUCAUAUGCGUGUUUGGCAUCACCACCAACGUCCUCAACAUCGUGAUCCUGACUCGCGGCGCCAUGAGGACGCCCAUCAACUGUAUCCUCACCGCCAUCGCCAUCUGCUGCCUCAUCACCAUGUCGUCCUACAUUCCCUUUGCUUUGCACUUCUACAUCAAGAGCACCCUGGUCCCCACCUCCACCAAGUACUCGUACGGGUGGACGGUGUACAUGGCUGUGCACAGCAACAUCAGCGUCACGACCCACGUGUCGUCCCUGUGGUUGGCCGUGUUCAUGGCCAUCAUGCGCUACGUCUACCUGCAGACCAAGAAGUGCUGCAACCUGCAGGCCACCUGCAUCAUCUCCGCCAUGAUCGGGGCCGGCGCCAGCCUCCUGAUGCUGCCCAACUACCUCAUGACCGGCGUCAGAGAGGUGCAGCUUGAGAACAUGACCCUCUACAAACUCAAUGAACCAGCCAUCGGCUCCACUAACCCAAGUCGUCUGGCUCUCACUGCUUUCUGGUUGUACGCCAUCGGCGGCAAGCUCAUCCCCUGCACGCUCAUCUCCGUCUUCAUCGGACUGCUGUUGAAGAAGCUGCACGAGAGCGCCGCGCGCCGGAAGCGGCUGUUCGCCUCGGCCAACAAGUCCAAAAAGAGUCAAUGCGGGAGGACCACCCGGCACCAGUGCACCACCACCAUGCUUCUUGUCAUCAUCGUCAUGUACAUCCUCACGGAGGUGCCGCAGACAUUCCUCAUCAUCAUGUCCGCGUUCUCCAAGCAGUUCUUCAUGAACGUCUACAUGCUGCUGGCCGACACGAUGGACAUGAUCGCCCUCAUCAACAACGCCAUGAACUUCGUGCUGUACUGCGCCAUGAGCCAGCAGUUCCGCGAGCACCUGGUGGUGCGCGUCUGCAACGGUCCGCCGCAAAGCACGCGCUUCGGCAAGAAGACCUACCAGAGCGUGGACCACAGCUGCAACAACACCCACACCCACGGGGACGGACUGUGCGCCACCACGGCCACCACAGAGAAGUCUAUUUCUCACGUCUAGGAUGGCGAUUGUCUCCUCAUUGGUCGGUAGUUGCUGGUGUUGUCAUCGUACUCAUGAUGGCUGACCACAGAGAAAGGACGGGUAGGAGGUGGAGAGAGAGACGGAGGAUGUUUGCCUUCGUUUGUGGCUUCGUGCAUACUGACCUUUGCUGACCUUUGUGUAGGCUGAUUUAAAAGAAAAUUCUUCAGUGUUGGAGCAUGGAGGACUUUAUAACACACUCUCCUCUUCCAGAUGACAAGAAGUACGUGAAUGUUGUUUAGUACAUAAGACUGAUAUUUGCACAGCUCACAUUUCCAAAAGGAUAAUUUCGCAGUCGCUCUGCUUUGAUGGAGUGAAGGCCUUUGAUGAUAGUCAACCAGGAGCUCAUCCGAGCUCACCAACUCUCUCUUUCUGUCAAUCUCAGUCUCUUUAUCGUGCAUUUCUCUACGAUCUCAUUCUGUGUUUCUAUUGUACAUCUUUUCAUCUGAUUAGUAUGAACAGGCAACUCUUACUCCACUUUCUUUUCGUCUGGCUCAUUGUGUUGCUGCGAACCAAUCCUCACAAAAUGUAUUCUCAUUUUUUAUUUCUCCCUUUGUCCCCUCCAACUUCCCUCUCCACCCACAUCAGCUUUCAACACACUUCUGCAAUCAUGUCUGAUGCACGGCGUUCUUCAGCUGAGUGUUUGGCAGCUUCAAGAACGAUUGCAGUUCCUCCAGGACCAUGUAUUUUAAGACAAUUGCAAUUACUACCAGAACAUAUAUUUUAAGAACGACCGGAAUUCGUGCUAGAACAUGUAUUUCAAGCAUUCCAAGAAAAGUAAAUAGGGUUAUAAAUCGUCCAAGUAAAGUGACGAGAGAAAAAAAAGUCAAAACACUUUUUUCUCGUCUUCCGAACAGGUGUUCUUCUACAGAUUGCGAGAGAUUUUCGCCAACCCGGAUGAGGAGGAUAUCUUGCUGAAAGUAAUCGACCGUUGACGGCAGUGAAGCUUAUAAUAGAUUACAAACAUAAAACACAGGACGAGCCGUGGAUGCUGUGGUGGUUUUGUGUUGUCGCAUUUAACGGUGUUGGUUCUGAGAGGAUUAGGUCUAAUGAUGCUUGAAACUAUGUUUAUUGAAGGGACAGUUUGGAACAAUGCGCCUGACAUUAACGAGGAGAGAAACUCAGCGCGUGGAGAUUAAGCAUUCAGAAGGAACUUGAGGUAGAAGUUUAUUGAAAUUGUAAAUUCCGUGUACAUUUGUUUCCAGUCUGUGUCUAAAGGACUUUGCGCAGUAAAGCUUGUGUGGAGCGCAGUGCAAUGAGCUGGAAAUUCAUAUCGAGGCUGUAUUCCAUUUACAAGCCUGUCCAGAUGAUAACCUCUGCCCUACGUAAACACCAGAGUCCGGCUACGGUCGCUUAGCAACAGGGCAUCACAGAACUAUGGCCGCCAUGAUGGUUCCACGUGCUGCUAUUCGCUCAACAGAUGUGAUCCGGUUGAGUGCCUGCAAGGGGGUUCAAAGGGUUUGGGUUAUCAAAGAUCUCAUAGGUCUCAGUCCUGACUGCAAGAGCAAAUGUCCACACAUUGCUGAGUUCUGUGGACAACAUUGAGUGUCGUGUACAUCAGUGUACAGUUUACAACAGUGUAAAUAGUCUUCUGUCGUCGUCGUCGUCGUCGUCCCGACCUUUGCCAAGGGUUUGUCAAAGCUUAUCAAAGGUUGUCAAAACAUGCUUAUUUUUUGAACUAAACUCUUAUGUAAAUGUUCGUCAAAGCAGUUCAACUUGCUAUUUGCUGGUUGGUUUCUGUAUAAAGAUUGCAAAAAGUCAGCUUGGGUAGACGAGACGAACCCUGCUCAUGCCUUAAGAUGCUCGACCUCCAUAGAGUCCGGUGCGGAACCCAGCGAAGUUCGCUAGGAUUCUACGAUUUUCCCACAGUUAUAUUUUUUAGUUGUGCUUUUAGUCACAGAUCACCUUUACAGCUGUACAGCCCUUGAGAACAACUUGAGUUUGCUACUGAAAUAUUUAUUUCAUUUGAUGGCGGAAACUAGCCUAUAAAAAGUGUAGCAAAUUUCAUUUGAAGUCGGGAAAAAAAUCAGCGAAAAUUAGAGGCUUAUGCUGAGAGGAUGCAAUAAUGUACAUAUCAGAAAAUUAGAUCGUCAAUAAAACUCCACACUAACAUUACAGAAUGCAAGAUGUGUAAUCUUGCAAUAAUAAAACGAAGCUCAUUG